AUGGAUACCAGGAAACUUGUCCCCAACGACCCUCGGGUCAAGUACACCAAGGCAAGCGUCAACGGCAGGGUCUACCAGUUGACCGUCGGGGAGCCGCAGGCCAUGGCGGCCAUCGAAACCGUCAUGCUCAUCCAUGGCUUCCCUGACAGCAGCUUCGGCUGGCGUUGCCAGGUUCCCUACCUCAUGUCAAUGGGCUUCCGCGUUGUCGUCCCAGACAUGCUUGGCUACAGCGGGACGGACAGACCCGAGGAUCUGCACCAGUUUUCGCUAAAGAGCCUGUCGGCAGACAUCAAGGAGCUCGCCCGCCACUUCGUCGGCGAUGGGCAGAUCAUCCUGGGCGGGCACGACUGGGGCGGUGCGCUCGUAUGGCGCGUCGCUCUGUGGCAUCCCGAGCUGCUCAAGGCCGUUUUCAGCAUCUGCACGCCAUUUGUUGCGCCCUCCCCUUCUUGGAUAGCACUCGAAGACGUCAUCGCCAUGGGCAAGUACAGCAACUUUGGCUACCAGCUUCAAUUGAAGGGCCCCGAAGUCGAGAAUGCCAUCCAGGGUGCGGGAAAGCUGCGGCAGUUCCUCAACGGCAUGUUCGGCGGUGUCGGGUCAAACGGAGAAUUCGCCUUCACGCCCGAAAAGGGUGUCCAGCUCGACAGCUUGCCAAAGCUGAAGAGGAGCCGCUUGCUUUCCGACGAGGAGCUCGACCAUUACGUCGAGCAGUACAUGAAGCAGGACGCACCUCAGCUGCGCGGGCCGCUGAACUGGUACCGAACUCGCAAGAUCAACUGGGAAGACGAGAUGCUGCUCGCAGACAGCCACGUGUCACUCGAGAUGCCGACCCUGUUCAUCGCCGCGAAAAAAGACAGCGUUCUGCUACCAUCUCUCUCCGUAGGCAUGGAGCGGCACAUGCCAAAGCUGACCCGAGCAGAGGUCAACGGCUCUCACUGGGCGUUGACCGGCGCAAGCGAGGAGGUGAACGAACACAUUGGCAAGUGGCUGAAUGGUUUGCUGGGCGGGAUUCUCAAGUCGUCGCUGUAA
Messenger RNA from Drechmeria coniospora, 1026 nucleotides. Its product is annotated as epoxide hydrolase. The transcript has a single exon. The record is from RefSeq and is a predicted model, not a curated record. Gene Ontology annotation, molecular function: hydrolase activity. NCBI's taxonomy places the organism in Eukaryota, Fungi, Ascomycota, Sordariomycetes, Hypocreales, Ophiocordycipitaceae. The coding region runs from base 1 to 1026 and encodes 341 amino acids.